UUUUCAAUUUAAUUGUCACUCUGCAUCACGGCGCAGUAUAAAUGGCGAGACAGGGGACCUUCUCCAUCGAGAAGCAGAAGUACAAAUAACGUGCUCCCUUUUCACUCCCCGCGAUAAACAGAUUUAACGGCACCGUUUUAGAGCUGCAUUGGUCAGAAGCGUUUGUGGCAGAUUUGAUUGAGGUAUAGGGUAAUGGAUGGAGAAGAGAAGAAGUCUGGUUCCAAGAAAAGAUGGAAGCAGAUUGAGAUUGGUUUUGAUUUGGCUGAUGAUGAUGAGCCUAUUGGGGCUUUACUCAAGUUGAAGAAACCCAGAAACCCUAAGAAGGUUGAUGAAGGGUUAGAUGGUGGUAAGGGCCAGAAGGCUGAAGCUAUGGCAGAGAAGUUGGUGGCCCGAGAUGAGGAUUUGGGCUGUAUGGAUGAUACAUUGGCAAGUUUUAGAAAGAAGCUCAAAGUCCCCAAGAGAUAUUCUGGUGUCAGGACUCUAAAUCCUGCAGAUGAUGAUGGGGUUUCAGAUGUGAAGUCAGCAUCAAAUAUUGCAAACAAAUGUGAGGACAUGGGCAACGACAGAUUGGACGUGGUUGUGGAUGAAGGGGUAGAAAGGAGGCGUAAGGGAAAAGUGAAGAGAGCCAAUGCUGGUAUAAAGACUGAUAGAAGUAAGGAUGGUGCCACACUUGAUGAUGAUUCAGAAAGGUUGGAGCUUAUGGUGGAUGAUCGAAAAAACCAAGGCCAUUGUCACUCUUCUGAUGAGCAAUUCGAAGACCCAUUAUCAUCCUUUUUUCAGAAGGGACAACCUGGCUUGGCUAGGAAAUCUCGCACUAAUAUGAGUUUGAAACAGAAUGGUGUUUCUCAGUCGAUUGAGAAUGAAUUUAGACCCAGCUCUAAAGACAUGCUAGGGGCUUCUGAUACCAUUGCUGCAAAGAGUCCUCCAUCAGAUUUGGCCUCUGAUCAAAAUGGGCCUGCAAUGGACCCUUGUGGCUCUAAUAGGGUUUCUGAUGGGGGCAUCAAGCAAUUAACUCACGUUCAAGUCAAAGACAGCUGUUCUGCACCAGGUCAAAACGUUUCUGAUGGGCUAAAACAUUGUUCAAUAAGUAAGGCAUGCACUUUGGCGCACAAUAUUUUAGGAAUGCCUGAUACUACCUCUACCGCUAAGGAGAUGGAUAACAAUGGAUCUUCCGAGGGUGAGUUCUUUGAAAAAUUGCCUAAAUUUAUGUAUGAUAAGAUUAAUAAAUUGACUUAUGAAAGAAAUUUGGAGGUGCCAAUAUCUUCAUGUGAGAAAUUUUCUUCUCACUAUGUGAAGAAUGAGGCAGUGGUGAGAUAUGAGAAUAUAUAUGAUUGUGAUCAACAACAGAAAGCUUCUGAGCACAUUCAAUCUCAUUUGUCCAACUUCAUCUCCAAUUCACGAAAGAUGGACAAAGUAUGCAGUGAUUUAGAUUGUCUGGAUGCUGACAAUGAGCGGCCAGAUAAUUUAUCUGUUUCUUCUCAAAAGAAAAGUGCCAUUGUAUCUGACAGUAGGUUAUCUUCAAAUGCUGGUGCGUCUGAUGCCAAAGAGACUUCUGGUUAUCCAACAUAUUCUAGUGCCACCAUUCAGAAACUAAACCAACAUUCCGAUGGUGCCUCUGAAGGAUCUCUUGGCAUUGAUGCCAACAAAGAAUCUCCUUCCUCUGUAAACCCAGAGGAAAAUGAAAGUUACCUUGAUGAUGCUGUGAACAUGCCUAGUCAUAAAAGCAAAGAAGAUAAGUUGUCUGCUGUCCCACGUGUUGUGCGGAGGGUUAAAAAGCGUAGGCAUGGAGACAUGGCUUAUGAGGGGGAUGCUUAUUGGGAGAUCCUGAUAAAUGAACAAGGUUUUCUUGAUGAUCGCCAGGUUGUUGGCAGGGAUCAAUCUGUUAGAAUGAGAGAGAAGUUUGAUUCCUCUUCCAUUAGUAUUGUAGAAGCUGACGAUUGUGGGGCAGCAGCUGUGUCAGCUGGGUUGAAAGCCCGUGGGGCUGGUCCACUUGAGAAGAUCAAAUUUAAGGAGGUCCUAAAACGAAAAGGUGGGCUUCAAGAAUAUUUGGAAUGCAGGAAUCGGAUCUUAGGUCUUUGGAAUAAAGAUGUUACCCGCAUUCUGCCUUUAUCUGAUUGUGGUGUCAGCAAUGCUCCUACUGAAUGCGAACCACCUCGAGCUUCUCUAAUUAGAGACGUAUAUCACUUUCUUGAUCAAAGCGGCUACAUAAAUUUUGGAGUUGCUUCUGAGAAGGAGUUGGCGGAUUCUGAACUUCUCAGAGAAAAUAAUGGAGACAAAAGUUAUCGUGCUUCGGUUGCUGAUUCAGAGGAUGGACUCUCCUUUCUUGUUGGACAAGCUAAGAGUUCUGAAACUUCUCUUGAGGCAAAGACUGACACUAUAUCCGAUGAUGCAAAGCAGGGAUUAGAAGCAACUAAAGAUAGGGGUUUUCUUACUUCGUGGAAACUAGAAUCACUUGGAGCGAUUAAACAGGAAGAAUCCUGCAACAAUAUCUAUCAGCAAAACAGCACUCUUGACACAAAACAGGUGGAUGAAUCAGUCAAUUUGGAUCUCACACGUGGUGAGCCAUCUUGUGAAGCAUCUGAUAGUAGCGUAGUCCCUGUCGUCGCUUUGGAGGCAAUCAAUGACUGGAAGAGUGUCCACUCUUCCUCUUAUGAUCACUCAGGAGGAAAUCAUAAUUUUGAGUGUGAUUUAGCAGUCAGGAAGAAAAUAAUUGUUGUAGGAGCUGGUCCUGCAGGGUUAACUGCUGCACGCCAUCUUCUUCGUCAGGGUUUUUCAGUUACUGUACUUGAAGGUAGGAGUAGGAUAGGGGGUCGUGUUUACACAGAUCGCUCAUCUUUUUCAGUUCCUGUAGAUCUUGGGGCCAGCAUAAUUACUGGUGUUGAGCCUGAUAUGGACACUGAAAGAAGACCAGACCCUUCCUCUUUGGUUUGUUCUCAGCUGGGCCUUGAGUUGAGUGUAUUGAACAGCGACUGUCCUCUUUAUGAUAUCUCAACAGGUCAUAAAGUUCCUGCAGAUCUGGACGAAGCUUUAGAAGCAGAGUACAACAGCCUUCUGGAUGACAUGCUGUUACUUGUUGCACAAAGGGGAGAAAAUGCAAUGAAAAUGUCUCUGGAGGAUGGUUUAGAAUACGCACUCAGAAGGCGCCGCAAGGCACGUUUCAGAGCUAUUAUCGGAAAAGCUGAAUCACAGAACUCAGUUGAUGAUUUACCUGAUCCAAAAUCCUGUAGUGCUGAUGAAACUGAGAAAAAAACUAUGAAAGAGGAGUUUUUGAGCUCUCUUGAGAGGAGAGUUAUGGAUUGGCAUUUUGCAAACUUGGAGUAUGGUUGUGCGGCUUUGCUCAAGGAAGUAUCACUUCCAUACUGGAACCAGGAUGAUGUUUACGGAGGAUUUGGAGGAGCUCAUUGCAUGAUCAAAGGGGGUUACAGUGCAGUUGUUGAGUCUCUAGGAGAAGGACUUUGUGUUCUUUUGAACCAUGUAGUCACAGAUGUUUCAUAUGCCACUGAGGACACUGGACUUGGUGAUAAUCAGUGCAAAAAGGUGAAAGUUUCCACAUCAAAUGGUGGGGAGUUUUUGGGGGAUGCUGUGCUGAUUACAGUGCCACUUGGGUGCUUGAAAGCAGAAACCAUAAAGUUUUCUCCACCAUUGCCCCAGUGGAAAUAUUCUUCUAUCGAGAGGCUUGGCUUUGGAGUGCUUAAUAAAGUUGCUUUAGAAUUUCCAGAGGUGUUUUGGGAUGAUUCCGUGGACUACUUUGGAGCCACUGCAGAGGAAACGGAUCGAAGGGGUCACUGCUUUAUGUUUUGGAAUGUCAAGAAAACAGUUGGAGCACCGGUUCUUAUAGCGUUGGUGGUUGGUAAAGCGGCUAUAGAUGGCCAAAAUAUGACCCCAUCCUAUCACGUAGACCAUGCGCUAAAGGUUCUCCGAAAACUAUUUGGCGAAGCAUUGGUACCUGAUCCAGUUGCUUCAGUAGUUACCAAUUGGGGCGAGGAUCCUUUCAGCUAUGGUGCUUACUCUUUUGUUGCCAUUGGAGCAACUGGAGAAGACUAUGAUAUAUUGGGUAGGCCUGUUGAGAAUUGUAUUUUUUUCGCCGGUGAAGCCACCUGCAAGGAGCAUCCUGAUACAGUUGGUGGUGCUAUGAUGAGUGGGCUCCGAGAAGCAGUGCGCAUAAUUGACAUAUUGCACACUGGAAAAGACCACAUGGCCGAGAUAGAGGCUAUGGAGGCUGCAGAGAGACACUCCGACAGUGAAAGUGAUGAAGUUAGGGACAUAAUGAAGAGGCUUGAGGCAGUGGAGCUUUCUGAGAACUUGUUUAAGAACUCCUUGGAUUGGGCACAAAUUUUGACCAGGGAGGCUUUGCUACAGGAGAUGUUCUUCAACGCAAAAACUGCUGCUGGUCGUUUGCAUCUGGCCAAAGAAUUACUGAGUCUUCCUUCCGAGACCUUGAAGUCCUUUGCUGGAACCAAAGAUGGGCUUUCUACGCUGAAUUCAUGGAUGCUGGAUUCAAUGGGGAAGGAUGGAACUCAGCUCUUGCGUCAUUGUGUUCGUCUUCUUGUUCAUGUUUCAACUGAUUUACUUGCAGUGCGCUCAUCAGGCAUAGGGAAAACUGUGAAAGAGAAAGUCUGCAUACAUACCAGCCGUGAUAUACGUGCCAUAGCAAGUCAGCUGGUUAAUGUAUGGCUUGAAGUCUUCCGCAAGGAAAAAGCUUCUAAUGGUGGACUAAAGUUAAUGAGGCAAUCGUCUACUUUGGAUUCAUUGAAGAAAAAAAAUCUUAAUAAUCCUGCCCAAGGGAAGCCGCCCAUUCGCAUGCAUCAUAGUGCUUCUGAGAAUAGAGGAAGUUUGCGGGUUCCUUCUUCUGGUUGGAUGCAUUUUCCUUCCAACGAAUCUAAAAAGAAAGUGAAUGGAAAGUCAGUCAAGCUGGAGAUGAAGAGUGGCUCAAAACUGGAAACCAGUUUGGCAGGGUUUCAACCAUCAUUGGGCCCGCAUAGUCAAGUGGAGGAAAACAGUCAUGCAAUUUCUGAAGAAGAAAAGGCUGUCUUUGCUGCUGCAGAAGCAGCUCGUGCUGCAGCAGAAGCAGCUGCUAAGGCAUUGGCAUCCUCAGAAGCAAAAUGCAAAAUGUCACUGCAGCUACCUAAGAUUCCCUCAUUUCACAAAUUUGCUAGGAGGGAACAGUAUUCGCAAAUGGAUGAAUAUGAUCUUAGGAAGAAGUGGUCUGGUGGUGUUUUAGGAAGACAAGAUUGCCUAUCUGAAAUAGACUCUCGGAGUAGCAGAGUUAGGGAUUGGUCUGUUUUUUCUGCAACUUGUGUAAAUCUUGAAAACUCAAGAAUAUCUGGUGAUAACCUUUCACAGCGGAGCCAUUCAACUGAGAUUGCAUCACAUUUAAACUUAAGAGAGCAAUCUGGAGAAAGUACAGCGGUGGAUAGCAGCCUUUUUACAGGAGCAUGGGUUGAUACUGCUGGAAGUGCGGGGAUAAAGGACCAUCAUGCAAUUGAGAGAUGGCAAUCUCAAGCAACUGCCUCUUGUUCUGAUUUUUUCCAUCCUAUUGCGCAUAUAAAAGAUGAAGAGGAUUCAAACACAAGUUCAAGACCAUCCACCAGGAAGCAUGACCAACGAGCAAAUGAGAGCUCCAUGUCACAAGUGACUGUAAAUAAGGAGACGCUGAAAAAUCAGCUCCGAGGUGCAGACGGCAUCAAACAUGCUGUUGUGGAAUAUGUUGGAUCGUUGCUGUCGCCUCUUUAUCAGGCAAGGAAAAUUGACAAGGAUGGAUAUAAGUCAAUAAUGAAGAAAACUGCGACCAAGGUUGUGGAGGUGGCCACAGAUGCGGAGAAAGCCAUGGCUAUUUCUGAGUUUCUUGAUUUCAAGCGCAAGAACAAGAUUCGCGCUUUUGUGGACAAACUGAUUGAGAAGCACAUGGCAAUGAGGCCAGCGGCAAAGCCUUGAUGGUUUUUCAUAUUGACAUUCUCAUGGUUCUUGGUAUACUUCUGUAUGGGCAUUACAGAAGUCUGUUCUCUGCAUGAGUUUGCAGCUCAUGAUGUGGCAGCACAAUUGAUGUUCUUGGAAGGGUUUUCUUUGACUGCUGAACUUAUAUUGUAGUCCAGGGGGCAUGAAAGAAGUGAGUUGGUUCUUUUUAGGUCAUCUCUGAAUGGGGCCAAUAUCUCCUCUUUGGCGCAUCGGUUUUUCACAAAUUUUAUAGCCUUUCUCAUCUGGAUUUGAGCAGUGCACUUUGAAGAUUGCACGUGACUACGUUGGCAAUUGGUUCUUUGUCGUCAAUACCUGCGCUUUUUACAUAAGUGUGGAGAGCAAAGACCCUAAAUUUUGUUUGAGGGAUCCUCAUAGAUAGACAGAAGAUGUUCCUUUGUUUUUCUGCUUUUCAGUGUACAGGUUAUGAUUCUUUUAGUGAUGACAAGCAUAUAGGACAUUUUCCUUUUCCAUUUCAAUAGAACUUGAUUUACACAAUUUUAAACAUAAUUUGCUAAUUUCUAUCAAUUCUCCAAGGAAGGAGCAAGCAAUGAUGUUUUUCCAUCUAUUGCAGCCUUUCUGAGGCCUUUAGUAC
Molecule: messenger RNA, 6547 nt
Organism: Tripterygium wilfordii
Lineage: Eukaryota; Viridiplantae; Streptophyta; Magnoliopsida; Celastrales; Celastraceae
Product: lysine-specific histone demethylase 1 homolog 3
Exons: 9
Coding region: 193-5934 (1913 amino acids)
Molecular function (GO): protein binding; oxidoreductase activity
Source: RefSeq, a predicted model, not a curated record